CGCGCCGGGGCCGGCCGCCUCCACUUCCCACACACACGGCGACGGCUGCCGGGAGCCAUAAUCAUCGGCGCACGCAAGGCUGGGACGCGUGCACUGCUCGAGAUGAUGAACGUCCACCCACAGGUGAUGCGGGCCUCGCGUGAGGUCCACUUUUUCGACCGCGACAACAACUACCGGCGCGGCCUGGACUGGUACCGGCGGCGCAUGCCGCUCUCGUUCGACGACCAGAUCACUGUGGAGAAGUCUCCCAGCUACCUGGUGACACAGACGGUUCCAGAACGGGUGGCCCGCAUGAAUCAGACGAUCCGUCUACUGGUGGUGGUUCGCGAGCCAGUGGCGCGGCUCAUCUCCGACUACGCUCAGUACCUGGACAAGGGGGCUCGGGGCGGCAAGCCGCGGCUACGGCUUCCCGAGCUCGUGCUGCGCCCGAACGGCUCUGUGCGCACCGAGUCGCGCCUCGUCAAGAUCUCCAUCUACCACCGGCACGUGCGCCGCUGGCUGCAGCACUUCCCGUCGGAGGCGCUGCUCAUAGUGGAUGGUGACCGGUGGAGGGAGCCACUGCCCGAGCUGCGCCGUGUCGAGAAGCACCUCAGACUACCGCCCUACCUCAAUGAGAACCACUUCUACUUCAACGACACUAAAGGCUUCUACUGCAUUGCCAACGAUAACGGCAGUAAGUGUUUGGCUGAAUCGAAAGGGCGUAAGCACCCUCCGACCGACCCGCAGCUGGUACAAAAGCUGCGCCGCUUUUUUGCACCACACAACCGGAAGUUUUAUCGGUUGACUCAGAAGAACUACUCGUGGCCUGAGACUUAGUGGACGAUGUAAGCGAUGGCCUCAGAUGGUCC
This is a messenger RNA of Amphibalanus amphitrite, 848 nucleotides long. Its product is annotated as heparan sulfate glucosamine 3-O-sulfotransferase 5-like. Gene Ontology annotation, molecular function: [heparan sulfate]-glucosamine 3-sulfotransferase activity. Lineage: Eukaryota; Metazoa; Arthropoda; Thecostraca; Balanomorpha; Balanidae. The record is from RefSeq and is a predicted model, not a curated record.